This is a messenger RNA of Erythranthe guttata (spotted monkey flower), 1531 nucleotides long. RefSeq names its product putative protein phosphatase 2C 21. Gene Ontology annotation, molecular function: protein serine/threonine phosphatase activity; cation binding. The record is from RefSeq and is a predicted model, not a curated record. Lineage: Eukaryota; Viridiplantae; Streptophyta; Magnoliopsida; Lamiales; Phrymaceae. Gene Ontology annotation, biological process: protein dephosphorylation.
AGAAGAUUUUUCAUCAUCCCUUAAUUGAAUGUAACAGCAGUACAGCACACAGAUUCACAAAUCAUAAAUAAAUUCUCACCCUUUAAUCUUUAUACACAAAAUUAAUAAUAUUCCCUUCUCUCUCCUCACUUUCUCUCUCUACAAUCGAUACUGUCCAUCUCCAACUCCCCUCAUUCUGUACUUUUUCUUUCAUGGGUUUUUUUAUCGAUUUCGAAUUUAUCAAGAUUCUGCCCUAAUUUCAAAAGAUUCAGAGACUUGUUAGCUGCUCAAUUGGUUAGAGAUGGGAAUAUACCUCAGCACUCCAAAAACGGAGAAAUUUUCGGAAGAUGGUGGGAACAAUCGGCUUAGUUUCGGUCUUUCCUCCAUGCAAGGAUGGCGCGCUUCCAUGGAAGACGCUCAUGCGGCACUCCCGAAUUUGGAUAACUCGACGUCAUUCUUUGGUGUUUAUGAUGGUCAUGGAGGCAAAGUGGUGGCCAAAUUCUGUGCUAAGUACCUUCACGAGCAAGUAAUCAAGAAUGAAGCAUAUUCAACCGGUGAUAUCGGAACUUCUGUUCAAAAAGCAUUUUUCAGGAUCGACGAAAUGAUGCUUGGACAGAGAGGCUGGAGGGAAUUGGCUAUUCUCGGUGAUAAAAUGAACAAGUUUAGUGGGAUGAUCGAGGGUUUGAUAUGGUCACCGAGAAGUGGUCAAAAGAAUAUCCAAGCCGACAAUUGGGCGUUCGAGGAGGGACCACACUCUGAUUUUUCCGGACCCACUUCUGGCUGUACUGCAUGUGUUGCAAUCAUUAGAGAGAAUCAACUCGUUGUCGCAAAUGCCGGCGACUCUCGUUGCAUUAUUUCUAGGAAUGGCCAGGCAUACAAUCUUUCGAUGGACCAUAAACCCGAUCUUGAGGUUGAGAGGGAGAGAAUAUUAAAAGCGGGUGGUUUUAUCCACGCGGGUCGAGUCAACGGCAGUUUGAAUCUUUCAAGAGCUAUCGGUGAUAUGGAAUUCAAGCAGAACAAGAUUUUGCCUGCGGAGAAGCAAAUUGUUACUGCCGAUCCAGAUAUUAAUAUUGUUGAACUUUGCGACGAUGAUGAGUUCAUCGUGCUUGCAUGUGACGGUAUUUGGGAUUGCAUGUCAAGCCAACAACUAGUGGAUUUUGUACGCGAGCAGCUCAAACGCGAAAGUAAGCUUUCGUUGGUGUGUGAGAAAGUGCUGGAUAGGUGCCUUGCACCUACUACUGCAAGAGGCGAGGGCUGCGAUAAUAUGACCAUGAUUUUGGUGCAAUUUAAAAAGUCGAACCAAUCGGGCGAGCCUUCUAAGGAAGUGGAGAUUGAGUCGAAGAGCGAGUCCUAAAAUUCGGCAAAGACUCGUUCGUAAUAUCUGAUUUUAUAUCGAACCCCUUUUGUAAAUGCAUAUAUAGUUUUGUUAUUAAUGAUUUGAUAUAAUCUUUGUUUUGUCGUAUGAUGAAGUUGAUGUGUGAAAAUAUUGUGUUCUGUUAUUGAAAAACGCAAAGGGGUAGUUUUGUCAAUUAAGAGUUUUUUUCUUCUAAAA